GAAUGUCGAUUCGAAACCACUACUUUUGAAUUGAAAGAUGCCGCCAUCACUUUUGAAAGCGUCACUUCCGAAAUCUGUAUAAACGGCUCGACAGAGUGCGUUCGAUCGAUGGUUCCGUUGCGUGGAUUUUAAAAAGUUGUGUAUAACCGUAAAACGUGUUCGCGCGAAUCGUGUUGCCCGGUAUAUAACAUCGCGUAACUUACAAAUUGUACUUGUACAUACAAUAAUCACAGGGAGUAUUGUCCUCUACGCGGACUGUGAUGUUCGAAUCCUGGACUACGACGUAACCUGAGGAUACUGUAAACACCGGAGGACUCUCAACCGAUCGAGGGGGACGAAUCGGAGAAUGUGUGAUUUGAUAGAUUUAAACAGUCCGGAUGCAAAGGGGUCACUGGAUCGAACGAAACUGGCAUCUCCUUUGAUACCGGCGCCCAAAAGUGUCGAAUCCAACAGCAAGACAGACUCGUUGAUGAUAACAGAGAAACGAAACGAGAGCGAUGGUAACAAUCCAUUUGAUAGAGUGUUGCAUGAGACAGUCGAAUAUGUCAGCAAGAAGGACGAUCCCUUCGAAGUGAUGUUACAACGAGCUCUAAAGUCCAAGAGGAAAGGAAACGUAGACCUGAGAGCGCGAUCUGUGAACUUUGCGGACGAUUUUACUCCAAAAAGUAAGAAGAGGUACUUCAAGACGAGAAACAAGACGUUGGAUGGGUCUUUGCUCGAAGAUAAAUUGGAUGUGUCCAUUGGAGACAAGAAGGUGGAAGUAAGGAAAGAAAUUGACAGUCUUGAUGUGAGAAACGCUGAUGUCUGUGAUAAUAACAUGACAGUUGAAUCUUCAUUUUAUAAAAAUAACAAUGAAAAUACCUUUGUGCCUAAACAAAAUGAUAAAAUAGUUGUUACUAAUCCAGAGUCGCUGGAGUUGUCGAUUUUAAAUCAGUCUGCGAUGAAUGACACGUUAUUAGAAGCAGUUCCUAAGUCUAAAAAGGAUGAUAAUAUACCAUUUUGCCUAGAGAAAGAUACAUUGUACAAAGAAUUUAUUCUCCUUCCAAGUAACAAUCUUAAAUGGCGUUCCUUGUCGCAAGGAGCUGGAAGGUCACCAACAGCAUUAUCAUGUUUAAAUAGGAGAUCGCAAUCUGUAACGGAUGAUGAGAAGAAAAUUUCACAAAAUGAUUAUAACAUCGUCCCAUCUUUUCUAGAUAAAGGUUUUUUGGAGAGUAAAUAUAACGAACAAUCUAUAUUUUCUACUUUAUCAAAUGUCUCGUCUAUAGCCAAAUUAAGUUCUAUAUCAAUAUCAUCGUCAGUAUUGUCACUUGAUACUAUGAAUCAUGCUUUCUUGGAUAGUAACUCAUUAAAAGCGAGUCAAGAAAACAUAAAUACAUCUGAAAAUUCUGUGGAAAUGAAGUCAAAGCAGUACAAUUUAUCAGAUCUAGCAGAAAGACUUGAAAAAUUAAAAUGUGCUAUGAAUGGGACGAUUAGUAUCUCAAAUAAAAUAGAAGCUGAAUCUAAUUUCAUGAAAGAAGAAAAACAAAUCACAAAUGAUAAAUUGAUAGAUGUCGAUGUGUUCUUACCGGAAGAAAAUUCCAGUAAAGAACGUAAUAAAAGCUCAAGCUCCAUUGCUUCUUUGGAAUCUGUAUUUGCUGAUACAGAUAAAGUCAACAAGUCAAUAAUGAACGAGGCCAAGAUGCUUUCAAAGACUUUUGAGGAAUUAGCGCUAAGAACAGAUUCUGGAUCUAGUGUCGAUGAUGAUUUAAUUUCAAAUAAUACUCUGUGGAUGUCAGAAUUAUUACCAGCGUUUGAGGAUGAUCUUGUAGUAGAUAAUUUGAUUGAAUUACCUAUUUCGCCAGAAAAAAGUUCAAAACAAUGCAUUAAAAACAAUGAUAAAGAGCAAUCUCUUUCAAAUAUUGAUAAGAUAGAUGAAAAUUCUUUAAAAGAAAUUGAGCCACAAUUCACUGACUGCGUAAAGCAGACAAUUGUAACAUCAUUACUAACAGAUCUCAGAAAAUUGAUUAAAGUAGAAAAUAAUCCAGAAGUCAAUAAAUUACUUGAUAAUUUGGAGAAUGUUAUAGAUACUAACUGUAAAAAUAACACAGAAUUAUUAGUAACCUGUCUCAACCUAUCAAACGAGUUGCGAAGUCCUCAGAAAAUAUCAUCUGAUAUUGAAAAAUCUGAAGUUGUAAAUAUCGAUAAAAGCAAAGAAGAAAGCGAAAAAAUAUUGUUCAAAGAAGAGAUCUGUAAUGUUGAAAAGUUGUCCUUGGAUAUAAGUUGUAAAUUGGAAAAUACAUCACAGGCUACAACUAACAGUAGCGAUAAUUUAUCACUUAAGCCUUCAUCUUAUGAAAAUAAUGAUGAAAAUCAUCUGAAUAUUACAAAUUCACCUAAAGAGGUAUAUACAAAUUAUGCUAAAGAGAAAGAUAAUCAGUCAGAUGAAAAACUAGCAAUAGAAUUACUGAUGAAUCUUGGAAAAUUGUUGAAUGUUCAAAUUGAGGAUGCUACGACAAUGCAGUUACUUAAAUGUAUAGGAAAAGCUUUGAAUGUUGCAUCAAAUAAUUAUAAAAUUGAAAAUGAGAUACCGGAUAGUAAUAAAAUGCAUAGUAUUCAACAAAUUACACCAAAAAAGACUUCAGAAUUUGAUCGUAACGCGCAUUCGUCCACACAUUCGACAAAAACGGAGCAUAGACGAAGCUUCGACAGAAAAUCUAAAACAGCUAGAAGAAGUAUAUCCGUGAUGCGUUCAUCGCCCAAAAAGACAUCAAAUACGCAAAUACAUAAAUAUAGAAGAACAUCCGAAUUUGAAGAUUGCAAGAAACGUUUUUUAAACGAUUCUGGAUUAGUUGAUAAUUUAGCAAGUAAAAAAGUUGUGGUUCCAGAAGCAUGUAACAUGGAAAAAGCGGAGAUACAGUCUGGCACCAAAAAAAAAGAGAAAUUCAUUGCUAUAAGCGAUGUUAAAAAUAAGUUAAAAAAAAGGACAGACAUAGUCAAUAAGAGAGGUCCUAUGAAAGCAGUGCAUCCUGUAGAUAAUAUGCAGAAGAAAGGAACAUUAAUCGUUAAACAAACAACACCAUCUUCUCAAACUAUUACGCCGCCUAAAUCCGAUAAAACUACUCCUUGCCGUAAAAUAGUCAGCAGCACUCCCAAUUCAAUGGACGAUAAAUAUUAUAUGGCUAAGAAAUCUGCAAGAUCCCAGCCGGUAGCUUCGUCGACACCAGACGAUCAAAACAGCAAGGCUUCGAAAGCGAAGUUGUCCGCUAAUAAAAAACGUAAUCUUUCUUGUGAUAUUUCGCCGGUGACUACAUAUAUAAAUACGAGCGGCAGUGGUGAACGGAAAGAGAGUCCCAAGAGGCCAUCCAAGCUGCCAACUCCGAAGAAAUGUACAACACCUAAAGCGGAGGUGUUUGGUAUCCCGAAGUUUUCAACGCCACCAAGACACAAUUUAUCGUUCAACCAUGUAAACCAUCAGCGAUCUCCGCAACGUUUAAAUAGGAGUUUAAUAAUGGAUCGUCAGCGAUACUCUCCUGUCUAUCAGAAAAAGAGUGCCGAAAAGAUGCAACAGAGUCCGUUGAAAGAAAAUAGAAUCACUGCAAAAGUGAAGCCGCUUAAUUUGAUCUCUAAACUUAAACAGCACGGUACCGGUGAUCCCAUCGACAAGGAAAACAAUUAUGCUUAGAUAGUGAUGCAACGUGAGAAUUGGAACGAUUGUACUACCGUGAUAUUAAAGAUUCCUUCAUAGAAAUCAUGAAAAGAAAGACACAGUCUUCUUUUUUUCAUAUAUAUAUGUUUUCGAAAUAUUUAUAUGUUUUAUAAUAAAAUACAUGCGAGAUUAUGUACGAAAAUAUCAUAUUUAUGAAUCUUGAAAUAAUCUUGUUAGGAUGUAAUAAACAUUCUUGUUCGAA
Messenger RNA from Formica exsecta, 3887 nucleotides. RefSeq lists its product as uncharacterized. The record is from RefSeq and is a predicted model, not a curated record. NCBI's taxonomy places the organism in Eukaryota, Metazoa, Arthropoda, Insecta, Hymenoptera, Formicidae. The transcript has 9 exons. Bases 347 to 3661 code for a protein of 1104 amino acids.